AGUCCUUUUGGUCACUGGUGCUGAUGGGGAGAGUUCGAUAGAUGGAAGGACAAGUAAAAGUGGUGUAAGAAAAAAGAUGAUUUGUCUUACAAAAUGUGAGAGAUUCACAUCAUUUUUGUAGAUUUUUAUUAGAUUCGAUAUAACUUUUGGUAACGUAACUAUAUGUAUAUAGAUGAAAUAUUAAUAAGAGAACAGAGUCUCUCUCUUUCUUUCUUUCUCUCCCCCAACAAUGGUGGUUCCUCCAAAACCCUCUCUGUUUCAGUGGAGAUUUCUGACCGGAGACAAACCAGUACUUACGCUUGAUGAUGAGUUCUUACGUAAUCACACGAAAGUUUUGCUAACAUCAGACGCGUCAAACAAAACUUGGGAAGUGAAACUGGACGGUAACAAGCUCGCCGGCGGCUGGGAAGAGUUCGCCGCCGUUCAUAAUUUCAGUGACGGAGACGUUUUGGUUUUCAGUCACAAUGAAGACGAGAUCUUUCAUGUAGCUCGAUCCAGUAACAGUGACAUAGAGCACGAGUCUCCUAGCUUCACUGAUACUGAUGACGACACUGAAGUUGAUGAUGAAUCUGAUGACGACGAUGAUGUAGAAGUUGAUGAUGCAGCAGGGGACAUUUUGGUGGAAAAGAAUAAGAAACCAGAAGCAGAUACUUCUUGUUUCCUUAGAGCUCGUGUCACACGUUACAGCCUCAUCAGAGAUCGCUUGGAUCUUUCUAGAGAUUUUAAGUUUAUGUCGUUUGAUGAGCACAAGAAACCGUGUGAGAUAUAUUUAGUUAAUGAGGAAGGAAGAAAAUGGACGCUGAGGCUUUCAAGAAAUAUAUCAAAUGGUGGGUUUUACAUCACAAGAGGCUGGACUAACUUUUGCUCAGCUAAUGGGUUAAGCCAAGGUGACAUCUGUAACUUCAAACUUUCCGAGAGUGGGGAAAGGCCUGUGCUUUUGUUGUGUUCACACGAGUCUGGUAAUGGCCAUGAAGACAAAGAAGAAGAAGAAUGCCCUGAAGCAGAUGCAGUGAAGAUAUGUUCUGUAGGAGGCUGCAGCAAAGAGAAGACAACAUCGGAGAAGAAUACUCCUCGUUUUCUGACACUAGAGUAUACACCCAACCGUGUCAAGACAGGACAACUAACUAUUUCAAAGGUUUUCUUGGGUGAGAGUGGCAUUAAUAAGUCUAUGGAGAUAACUCUGCUGAAAAAAGAUGGAAGAAAGUGGUCAUCUUAUCUACAGAUGUCAGGACAACCCGGACGUGAAAUGUUUUACAUACGAAAUGAUUGGAGAGAGAUGUGCAAAGCGAAUGGUGUUCAAGUGAAAGACUCAUUCGUGUUGGAGUUGAUAUGUGAAAAUGCAAACCCUAUAUUUAAGUUCCACUCUAAGAUUGAAAAUAAGGGAAAAGGAAAAAUAAUAACUCGUAAGAAGAGAGCUCGUCAUCUAAGUACCGUGGAAAACACUCCGGAAGGGAGUAAGAGAGGACGCACUAGGGUUUCAAACAGAUCCAACACUAACUUGAAGCGCGAGCAACCAGAAUCUUGCUCAGUCUCUGAUCAAGUGGCUAACGUCAAACAAAGCAUUCAAGAUACUCUGAACACCAUCAGACACUUCCGCGGAGAGCUCGAGACAAGGGAGAAGAAUCUGGAAGCUUCACUACUGGAAGUUGACGACUUAGGGGAGAGGAUAUUGGGAAUCAGCAAAAUUCUCAACAAUAAUCUUGUUUAAAGUAAAAUUGAAUAGCGGAAAAAAAGGAUCAAAAGACUAUCUGCAUGCACUUUUUGUAUCAUGAUUUUCACAAUAACGGCUUCUUCCUCCAAACUCUACGUUAGGUUUCCUUUUAAAUAUUUAAGACUUGCAAGUUCUAGAGACUGCCCAAUUUUUCUUGGUGCCUUUGUUCGGUUCAAAGGCUCACAAUGUUUUGUAUA
Molecule: messenger RNA, 1908 nt
Organism: Raphanus sativus (radish)
Lineage: Eukaryota; Viridiplantae; Streptophyta; Magnoliopsida; Brassicales; Brassicaceae
Product: B3 domain-containing protein REM1-like
Exons: 7
Coding region: 230-1708 (492 amino acids)
Molecular function (GO): DNA binding
Source: RefSeq, a predicted model, not a curated record